Messenger RNA from Cucurbita pepo subsp. pepo (vegetable marrow), 1390 nucleotides. Its product is annotated as NAC domain-containing protein 96. The record is from RefSeq and is a predicted model, not a curated record. Gene Ontology annotation, biological process: regulation of DNA-templated transcription. Lineage: Eukaryota; Viridiplantae; Streptophyta; Magnoliopsida; Cucurbitales; Cucurbitaceae. Gene Ontology annotation, molecular function: DNA binding.
AAGCCUUCAGCUACAAGUUUCCGGUUUGGGCGCACAUUACAAAUACGAACCAAAAGACAAACGCCUUGUUUUACGCUGCCGCCAAGGCAUAUUUAUGGAACUUCUUCAGCCUUUCCAACCGGCUUCUUCCUCCUCCUGUCUCCCUCCCGGUUGUUGUUUCUCCCCCUCCGAUGAGCAGAUCCUCUGCUUCUACCUCCCCAACAAGACCACCGCAUCCAUUUCCCCCAAUUCGCUCGCCAAUGGCGUUUCCCCCGGCUAUAACUUAAUCAAAGACCUCGACCCCUUCGAUUACGAUCCUUUCGAUUUGCCGGAGUCCGCGUGUUUUUGUUACGGUUCCAGGGGAAGAAAGAAGCACUGGUACUUCUACUCAGUAUGUGUUUUUAGUGAGAAAAGAGGACGGAUAAGAAUGAAGAGCGGGUAUUGGAGAAGAAAAAGGAGAGCGAGAGAGGUGAUUAUCCAUCGAGGAGUUGUUCUUGGGAUGAAGACCAGUUUUGUGUUCUAUUGGGGGAAUUCGAUCGAGAACGCUGUGAAGACUAAUUGGAUCAUGUACGAGUAUGCCCUAGGCGAUCAUUUUAAGGCUUCUUUUGUACUGCAUCGGGUAUUUGUAAGAGGUUGGGGACUUGGCAUUUCGGGUAAUGGCUUAAGUGCUUAUGGUGACGGAAGUGUCUCAGCAGUAUGCCAUAAUGGCAAUCAGCAAGAUGGAAUUCCAGUAACCAAUGGCAUCGCAGGACAUGAAAUGGGUUGUGCGGAGAAGCCAAAUUGUGUGCUCGUUACAGAUCCUGUUACCACUUUGCAAGUCCCAUCAGAAGCUUACCCUUGCGGGAUGAUGGCUCCCUCGCCUGUAACCCCUACUGGUUCAAUCUCUAUUAUGGACGGAGAUUUUAUAGAAUUAAACGAUCUUGAUGAUCAGUUGGAUCCGGAAGAUAUCAGUCGAUGAGUGUUAAUUCUCAGGCUUAUUCCUGCCUGACGUUAGAUUUCAGAUGGGGUACAAAUUCUUCAGGAAAGAGACACUGUGUACUAGUGUUACUGAACCAUCUCUUAAAUGCGAAAGAAACUCUGCCUUGGAGUUAGCAAGAUUGCAUAAGGGAGGGGAGCAAAUUGCCGGUUGAGGUAAUAGAUUGCUUUUCUUUAUGCUGUUUGCUUCAGUUUAUUCUUCCCCUGAUGUUUCAGGGAAUGAUUAGCUUUUCUUUUUGUUUUUUUGUUUGUUUCUGUGAAUGUAAAUUUGAAAUUGGCUAAAUGUUUGGCAUUUUUGUUCUGAUAAACAAGGGGAUGUUGAUUUAUUCACCCAAAUUGGAAGAAGACAUGAGUGUUGGUGUAAUUAAUGCUAUUCUGCAUAAUAAUCCAUUUUUGCCAAUUGUUGCUAUUGGCUAAUUGUAGGCCUUUCUGUAAA